Messenger RNA from Melanotaenia boesemani (Boeseman's rainbowfish), 1013 nucleotides. Its product is annotated as PRELI domain-containing protein 1, mitochondrial-like. The record is from RefSeq and is a predicted model, not a curated record. NCBI's taxonomy places the organism in Eukaryota, Metazoa, Chordata, Actinopteri, Atheriniformes, Melanotaeniidae. The coding region runs from base 205 to 897 and encodes 230 amino acids. Gene Ontology annotation, cellular component: mitochondrial intermembrane space. The transcript has 8 exons. Gene Ontology annotation, biological process: phospholipid transport. Gene Ontology annotation, molecular function: phosphatidic acid transfer activity.
AAACAGAGGCUAGCCUUCGAGUCAGGAGGACCGCUAACUGGAGCGGAAAGGCUCGAGUCGUUGUCUGGAUGUUGUUAUAAAAGAUUAAGGCAGUUAAUUAAAGUCAGGUGGUUAAACACGCAAAAUAAAAAGAAGCUAGCUCGUUAAUAGCCCAAUAACAAGACGCUUUUACGCUUCCGAAUGAGUCGGCCGUGAGCGUUGUUCAUGUUAACAGACAUGGGGAGGUAUUUCCACAGCGAGAUCGACAUCAAGAGUCCGUGGCAUCAGGUGCUAGCUGCCUUCUGGCAGCGGUAUCCAAACCCCUACAGCGCCCACGUCCUCACCGAGGAUGUCUUAUACCGCGAGGUCACCCCCAGCAACCGCUUGUUGUCACGGCGAUUGCUGACUAAAACAAACCGGCUACCGGGCUGGGCAGAACGCAUCUUCCCCACCCACAAGGCCCGGGCGGUCUAUGUCCUGGAGGACUCCAUCGUGGACCCAAAUACAAACACACUCAUCACCAAGACGUGGAACCUCAACCACAACACCCUGAUGACAGUGGUGGAACGGUGUCUAUUUCAGGAGGACCACAGUCGGCCAUCUUGGACCAAACUGAGGCGGGAAGCCUGGAUAUCCUCAACCGUCUACGGCCUCGCCCGGCCCAUACAGAAGUCUAACCCCAUCUGCUCCUCCACCAGGAGUUUGGCCUGGCCAGGUUUAAAAGUAACCAAGCUAAAGCCAUGCGGGGUCUGGAGUUCGCUCUGUCCAGGAUACAGAGUGAAGCUGCUCACCAUCAUCCUGGUGACCAAGGAGAACCAUCCGAAAAGCACAAGCCCCGCCCAUCACAAGGCACGCCCAAGUCCUCACAGAAACCCAAUCAGUUCGUCUGAUGGAGUGAGGGGGCGGGGCAUGAAGUGACCGUCAGCUGUGAUUGGUUGCUUCUCUAAGGUGGAGUUUCUCAGCAUCGAAUCAUUCUCAGGAAAUGGACUGAUUUAGGAUUUAUUGUCAUUUUGCGUUUGCUCAGCUUUAAUCCA